This is a messenger RNA of Populus euphratica (Euphrates poplar), 3267 nucleotides long. RefSeq names its product tetratricopeptide repeat (TPR)-containing protein. Gene Ontology annotation, molecular function: protein binding. Gene Ontology annotation, cellular component: transcription factor TFIIIC complex. Bases 195 to 2912 code for a protein of 905 amino acids. The transcript has 19 exons. The record is from RefSeq and is a predicted model, not a curated record. NCBI's taxonomy places the organism in Eukaryota, Viridiplantae, Streptophyta, Magnoliopsida, Malpighiales, Salicaceae. Gene Ontology annotation, biological process: transcription by RNA polymerase III.
UUUUAUGAGUUUUAAUGGAAUAGAAAUACUAGCUUAUUUAACUCCGCUUCCUCCCAAAUUAAACCAAAAAAACCCCAGCGCACUUCCCUCUCUCAAAUCACCUCAGACCCAUCUCUCUCUCGCUCUUUCUGUGGUGUCAUUGGAUCAAAAACUUGGUAGUCUAAGGGUUGGUGCUGGUAAUUUGGUUUAUUGUAAUGGAAUCGAAAGGAAGUGAAAUUGAUGAAUUUGAAAAGGCAUUGGAAUCUGCCUUGGAUGGAAGUACAGAAGAAGAUGAAAACGAAGAAGGAGAAUAUAGUGAUGACGAUGAAGAGGAAGAAGAAGAUGAUGAUGGAGAAGAAGAAGAAGAAGAAGAAGAACAUGCUUUGGAUUCAAUGGAACAAAAUCAACAAUUUGAAUAUGAAGCUCUUGCCGAGAGAAAACGAAAAACACUUGCUGAUGCCAAGGGUGAAGGGUCAGCAAAGAAGGCAAGACAAGAGGACAUGACUGGAGCUAGCUUGGCUGAAAUAGAGGAGAUAAUGAAUUUUGGUAUGAGAAAAAGGAGACGACGACGAAUGCCCAAGAGAAGAGGCAGGCGGAAGGGAUCAAAAAACAAACUUAGCCCUGAAAUUACACGGAUGUUGGGUGAUGCUACUCUUCACUAUGCUCAUGGUAAUUAUGAAGAGGCUUUAACAGUUUUGAGUGAGGUUGUUAAACGAGCACCACUGGUGGCUGACUCAUACCAUACACUUGGACUUGUCCAUAAAGCCCUUGGAAAUACUGAAAAAGCCAUGAAAUUUUAUAGGAUUGCUGCAUUUCUGAGACCGAAAGAUUCAUCUUUGUGGAAACUACUUUUUAGCUGGCACGUAGAACAAGGAGACAUAGCUCGAGCAUGGAAGUGCCUUUCUAAAGCUAUAAGUGCUGAUCCUGAUGAUGUUAGUCUAAGAUCCCUUCAUGCAUUAUUUUAUGAUGAACUUGGAGAUCAUCAAAGAGCUGCUGAGUCAUAUGAACAAAUUGUUCGAAUCUGUCCUGAGGAUGUUGAAGCAAUAAAGACAGCUGCAAAGAUGUACCUCAAUUGUGGUCAGAUUAAACGAUGUGUAGGCAUUUUGCAAGAUUAUCUCAAGGGUCAUCCAUCUGAAGCUGAUUUAAGUGUAAUCGUUUUGCUGGCUGAUGUAUUCAUGGAAAUUGAUGCACAUAAUAAUGCUCUUCAGCAUAUUGAGCAUGCUCAGAUGAUCUACUAUUCAGGAAAAGAACUGCCUUUGGAAUUAAUUAUUAAAGCAGGAAUCUGCCAUGUUUUCCUGGGAAAUAUUGAGAAGGCAGAGAUUCACUUUAGCGCACUACAACAGGAGAAUUUCUCCAUUCAUCCUGAAUUCAUUACUAAAGUUGCUGAUGCAUUUAUGAGUACUGAGUGUUUUCACUCUGCGUUGAAGUAUUAUCAUAUGCUGGAGUUGAAUGUUGGAGCUGACAAUGAGGGUGAAAUCCAUGUGAAAAUUGCUCAAUGUUACUUAUCCUUGAAUGAUCGUGCAAAAGCAAUUAUGUUUUUCUACAAAGCUUUGCCCAUGCUCAAAGAUAGCAUUGAUGCCCGAGUGGCUUUGGCGUCGCUUCUCCUUGAAGAUGCUAAAGAAGAUGAGGCUAUUUCUUUGCUUUCUCCUCCCAAAGAUUUGGAUUCUCUCGAUUCUAAUUCCUACAUGCAAAACCCAUGGUGGCUUGAUGGGAAAAUAAAACUAAAGCUUUGCCACAUAUAUAAAGCCAAAGGGAUGCUUGAAGACUUUGUUAAUACAAUAUCACCCUUGGUCCGUGAGUCACUCUAUGUAAAAAGCCUUCGUCCAAAGGUGAAGAAAAGGCUGACAAUAAGUGUUCUGCGUGAAAGAAUCAGUAUUCUGAAUGUUCAGGAAAAUGACGAUAUUUUUGGAGAAGUGAGACCACUGGCAUCUAAAUCAGAUCUAUUGAGAGCUUGCAGAGCAAGAAAGUUGCUUCAAAAGAAGGAAGAACAGAAAGCAGCUGAUAAAGCUGCUGGUAUUGAUUUGCCUAGUGACUAUUCAGAUGAUGAAUCUCUGCUAGAAAACAGAGUUUCUCCUCUGCAUGAUUUUUUAAAGGACGAAGCACAUCAUGAUCUUAUUAUAGAUGUGUGCAAGGCAUUGCAAUCGUUGCAAAGAUAUUCUGAAGCUCUGGAGAUUAUAAAUCUCACCCUGAGAUUGGUGUCUGAUAAACUGCCUGGUGAUAGGGAGGAGCAACUUCAGUCUCUUUUAGCUCAAAUAUCUUUUAACGCCACGGAUCCUAAACAUGGUUUUGAUUAUGUAAGAUCUGCUAUUCAGAAACAGCCGCACAGCAUUGCUGCCUGGAACUGUUAUUACAAAAUAACCUCAAGAUUGGGAAAGAGCCACUCAAAGCAUGCCAAAUUUCUACGUUACAUGCGAAACAAACAUAAAAGGUGUGUUCCACCUAUAGUCAUUUCUGCUCAUCAGUUUACCAUGCUCAGCCAUCAUCAAGAUGCUGCAAGAGAAUACCUAGAAGCUUAUAAACUGAUGCCAGAAUGUCCUCUAAUUAAUCUGUGUGCGGGAACUGCCUUGAUCAACUUGACCCUUGGAUUUAGACUCCAAAAUAAGCACCAGUGUCUUGCACAAGGCUUGGCAUUCCUCUAUAAUAAUUUACAGCUAACAGAGAACAGCCAGGAGGCAUUGUAUAAUAUCGCCCGUGCCUAUCAUCAUGUUGGACUAGUGUCUCUAGCAGCUUCAUAUUAUGAAAAGGUGCUUGCAGCUUGCGAGAAGGAUUACCCCAUUCCGAAACUUCUGAAUGAGAAUUCAGAAAUGGAAAAUAUGAAACCAGGUUACUGUGACCUGCGUAGAGAAGCAGCUUAUAAUUUGCAUUUAAUAUACAAAAACAGCGGAGCAUUUGAUCUUGCUAGGCAGGUCUUGAAAAAUCACUGCACUUUCUGACUAAGCAUCCUCGACACUGACAUCAACUGGUUUGCAAGAAUUGCGGGUCAUCUCUUUUGCAACAUAUAGCUCUCUAAACCGAACAUCAGAUUAGUAAAGUUAUGUGGAGAUGAUUAGAUUGCUUAGGUGAAUUUAUUAUUUAACUUCUUCCAACUUUUAUUUUAUUUUAUUUUGUACUUUUCUCUGUCAUGGAGUUUCUUUGGGGUGCCAUUUUCAAUGUUCUUUACUGUACCUACCCAGAGAAGAGGAUUUGUCGACAGAAACUUUACUACCAUUUAGCUUCGAGCUAUCAGUGCAUGUGGCAAUAUGCUAGAUGACAAACGAUUCUAAAAUAAUAUGGUUUUAAUUUUAUUUU